CAUUAAUCAGCAUAAUUUUUCCACAUUUAAAAGCUCCACCAGCUCCCAUCAUCCUCUCUAAGUUUGGAUGAGCAUCUUAUUGGAUAACAGGGGUGUCAGGUGAUGCAUCAGCAGCCACUAUACUCUCUCUAUUCUCUCCAUGAUUUUCCUCUCAUUGUGGAAUAGAAAUCACUGGUCUUUUCAACCCGGAUGCUGCUUGUGCCAACACUUUGCCCAUGUAGUGCGCAGGGGGGGCGUAAACAUUUCAGUACCCUUGAAGCGGACAGCUCUCCAACCACCGGAUCCAACACGCCGGCGCUCCUCCUGCAUCAGCAUCACAGCCUGGAUGGAUGGCUGGCACUGCGGGGACAUAACUCAUCAUAUAGGAGGAAGAAGGUGUAGCUGCUCUUGCAAGAUCGUGACCAGGGGGUACUGAAGCCGUAGUGGAAAGGGUGAGAAAGAGGGAGGAGGAGAGAGAGAGAGAGAGAGAGAGAGAUGGCGGAGUGCGGGCGGAAGGCGCUGUCUCUCCUGGAAGCGGCCCGCUCCCGGUACGAGAGCCUGCAGAUAUCCGACGACGUGUUCGGCGAGUCCGGAGACGACAGCAGCGAUAACCCCUUCUACAGCACCUCCGGAGACUCAGACUCAGACAACUACAUAGCCGAGGUGGAUGAGCAGCAGCAGCAGCAGCAGCAGCAUCUCCACCAGAAGAGAGGCGAUAAGGAGGGCAGCGGGCACCGUGCGGGAUCAGGAGGAGGUGGCGGAGGCUUUGGCGGAACCGGUCCACCUGGCUCUCUGUCCCGGAGCCAGGCAGAGGAGGAGGGCUGGACGGAGACGCUGCAGGAUGUCACGGUGCCACCGUUCAAAGAGACAUAUGGCCCUGCUCAGAAGAUGCCGGCCACCUCCACAGCCUUGGACUUCUUCCAGCUCUUCGUCCCGGACAAUUGCAUCCAAAACAUGGUCACCCAGACCAACAUGUACGCCAAGAAGUUCCAGGAGCGCUUUGGCUCAGACGAAGGCUGGCGUCCCGUCACGACCCAGGAGAUGAAGGCCUUCCUGGGUUUUGUCACCUCCACCAGUGUGCACCGCUGUGAGUCGGUGCUCAGCAUCUGGAGCUCGGGCUUCUUCAGCAACCGGAGCAUCGCCUUAAAGAUGAGCCAGGCGCGCUUCGAGAAGAUCCUCAAGUACUUCCACAUCGUGGCGUUCCGGCCAUCACAGGGAAGCAACCAGGGCCUGUACAAGAUCCAGCCCUUCCUGGACUCGCUGCAGCAGUCGUUCAGCUGCACCUUCAGACCUUCACAGACACAGGUUCUUCAUGAGCCAUUGAUAGACGAGGAUCCGGUGUUCAUCACCACCUGUACGGAAAGAGAGCUGAGGAAGAGGAAGAAGAGGAAGUUCAGCCUCUGGGUUCGACAGUGCACCUCCACCGGAUUCAUCUGUCAGAUCUCAGUCCAUCUGAAGGAAGGUACAGACAGUCUGGCCACCUUGAAGAACAAGCCUCAGCUCCACAGCCUUGUGGCCAAACAGCUCUGCCAGAACAUCUCCGGCAAGAACACCAUCAUCUUCACCGGGCCGUCCAUCACGAGCCUCAGCCUCUUCACCGAAUUCAGCAAACAAGAUAUCUACUGUUGUGGUCUGUUGAGCACCAGGAAGAGCGACUGUACAGGAUUACCGCAAAAUAUGCUGGUCUGCAGCUCCACGCCAGCGCAGCGCGGCCAAUCACGAGUGAUGAUGAAAGGCACCAUGUCACUGAUCAGCUGGUACAACAAGGGACACUUCCGGUUCCUCACCAACGGUUACUCCCCAACAAAACAAGGUAUCAUCAUUAAGAGGAAAAGUGGCGAGAUCCCAUGUCCCCUGGCUGUUGAGGCCUUUGCGGCGCACCUCAGCUACAUCUGCAAAUAUGACGACAAGUACAGCAAGUACUUUAUCUUCCAUAAACCCAACAAGACCUGGCAGCAGGUGUUCUGGUUGAGCAUCAGCAUCGCCAUCAACAACGCGUACAUCCUCUACAAGAUGUCUGACGCCUACACGGUCAAACGCUACAGCCGAGCGCAGUUUGGAGAGAGACUGGUCAAAGAGCUGCUGGAUUUAGACGACUGCUCCCCCACACAGUGAGGAGGAGGAGGACAGCAGGAGUGCACAAGAAAAACACACACAAACACAAACACAAUCCCCCCACGUACAUUUACACUUCAUUACAGACUCCGCAGUCUGUGUCUAUGUGAUAGUACUGAAGCAUUGCCAAGUCUCUCUUCCUCUAGUUGUUGUCUGUGGUACUGUAAAUAUUCGUUAACACACGACUGCACUCUUCACAAUAGAGAAUCAUGAGCCAUGGGACGCUUCACAUGCCUCAACUGCAACUUUUAACCACACAGAUUUACUAAGGAUUUGUCAGCAGGAGCUAUUUCACAAGCAGAGAUGCAGGCGGGAAUAAUGAAACCGGGACGAAUUCGCCCUUAAAUGAUGUCACCUUCAAGUCUUAUCAAAGCGUGAAGUUAUCGAUAUGAGCCUGAAUCUCCCGUGUGAGUGUUAAAACAUGUACUCGUCAGGCUAAAAGGUUACACGUAGCUCGAUAUUUACACUCUGCAAAGCCACCUGUGAUCCUGUAACAAAAGCUUAGUAAACCAGGACAAUGGUGUGUUCACACGCUGCAUGCAUAAAGAAUCUGGAUUGUGA
Molecule: messenger RNA, 2655 nt
Organism: Sebastes umbrosus (honeycomb rockfish)
Lineage: Eukaryota; Metazoa; Chordata; Actinopteri; Perciformes; Sebastidae
Gene: pgbd5
Product: piggyBac transposable element derived 5
Exons: 7
Coding region: 475-2094 (539 amino acids)
Biological process (GO): non-replicative DNA transposition
Cellular component (GO): nucleus
Molecular function (GO): transposase activity
Source: RefSeq, a predicted model, not a curated record